Molecule: messenger RNA, 970 nt
Organism: Amaranthus tricolor (Joseph's coat)
Lineage: Eukaryota; Viridiplantae; Streptophyta; Magnoliopsida; Caryophyllales; Amaranthaceae
Product: methyl-CpG-binding domain-containing protein 4-like
Exons: 2
Coding region: 197-799 (200 amino acids)
Molecular function (GO): DNA binding; zinc ion binding
Source: RefSeq, a predicted model, not a curated record
CCAUCCUUUUUGAGCUCUUCAAUAAAAUCUUCUUUUUUAAAACUCAGAUCCUUUGAUAGGAGCAAAAUAGAGUUACAAAAUCUGUAUCAUCUUAUUGUCUGAUUCAUAAUUCUUGGUAUUCUUUUACUAUCUGUUCUCUCUCAAAUCCUAUAACUGAUUCUUAAUUGGAUCCUUAAAAUCCAUCCAUUGCUCUGUAAUGUCUCAGCCUUCAGUGAUUUCUUCUCAGUCUCCCACAACAGAAGCUUCUGUUACUUCCCGCACUCCGGCUGCUCCUUCUACUCCUGCUUCUUCCAAGAAACCUCAGAGUGGCACAAACACUAUUGGACUUUAUGCUGUCCAAUGCGGAGAAUGCUUUAAAUGGAGACUGAUAUCUAACGAAGAAGAGUACGAGGUUAUCCGUUGUAACUUGUUGGAGGAACCGUUUACGUGCAGUAAGAAAGCUAAUGUGUCUUGUUCUGAUCCAGCCGAUAUAGAAAAAGAUGCAACGAGAACUUGGGUGAUCGACAAGCCAAAUAUCCCGCGAACACCAGUUGGGUUUAAGAGAAAACUUGUUCUUAGAAGGGAUUUCUCGAAAUUGGACGCUCAUUAUGUGACUCCCACGGGCAAGAAAGUUAGAUCAACUUCAGAAGUGUCCAAAUACCUGGAGGAAAAUCCCGAUAUAAAAGGUGUGUCUCUCAGUGAGUUCAGUUUUACAGUGCCGAAAGUUGUGGAGGAUACUAUUCCUAAGGAGAUUUUGGAGAGGAAAGCGUCUGCUCGAGGCGAUAAGAAAGCCAAAGAUGCUAAGAAUGCUGAGUCUUGAAAUAGUUGCCAGGGUAUAUUGUCUUGUCUUGUUCUGUGUUUGUAAUGUUCAAUUAAGUCUGAAACUCUUUCAUUUCUAUGGCUAUGACACACUAGUAAUGUUUGUAUAACUUCAAUGUAAGACUGAAUGUACUAGCUUUGCACCAUCUUAGUUUCUUGUAUUAAUUUCUUA